Molecule: messenger RNA, 2480 nt
Organism: Sturnus vulgaris (Common starling)
Lineage: Eukaryota; Metazoa; Chordata; Aves; Passeriformes; Sturnidae
Gene: PUS10
Product: pseudouridine synthase 10
Biological process (GO): tRNA pseudouridine synthesis
Molecular function (GO): pseudouridine synthase activity; RNA binding
Source: RefSeq, a predicted model, not a curated record
GCGAGGGAUUUGCCCAGCAUGUCUUCACUGUCAGAGAAGGACAGACCAAUUGUUCAGCUCUUGCUCAGCACUGGCACUUGCCCACGAUGUAUUUUGAGGUUCUGCUGCGUGGGAUCACAGAUGCUCUACAGACAUCCACACAAGGAUUUGAUGAAGGAUUUGCAGGAAUUUCUGAAGAACAGUCAGGAAAAAGAAGACACAGUCUGUUUGGAUGUGGCUGACCCACCUUGUAAGAGACUCAGGCUUGAACGUGGGGAAGAAGGAGCUGAUGAUCUGAACCACAACGGAGCCAUUCCCUCUGCUGACGAUGGGAAUUCUGCCACGGAGAGCCCGGCUGAGAAGGUUUGCAACGUGUGUUUGGGAAUUCUGCAGGAGUUCUGUGAGCCUGACUUUGUUAAAAAGGUGUGCCAAAAAGUUAAUUCUGCUGACUACCAGUUCACCAGUUUUGUAUUUUCUGUGUCACUACCCCCACAGCUGUCUGUCAGGGAGCGUGCUGCUUGGCUGGGGGUGAAGCAGCAGAUGAGAAAUCUGGGCCUUCCCUUGGCUAAGGAUGACAUCGUUCAGCUGAAAGAAGCUUAUAAGUGGAUUAUUCAUCCCCAGUUGUCUGAAGAGUUGGGUGUUCCUGCUGAUGGAAAGAGUCUGUUUGAAGUUAGCGUGGUCUUUGCUCACCCAGAAACAGACGAGGAGUGCCAUUUCCUAGCCACAGCCUGCCCAGACUGUUUCAAACCGGCAAAGAACAAACAGUCUGUUUUCACCAGAAUGGCAGUUAUAAAAGCCCUGGAGAAGAUAAAAGAAGAGGAUUUUCUCAAGCAUUUUCCAUGUCCCCCAAGUUCACCAAAGACCCUCUGUGAUGCUCUGGAAAUUCAGUGCAAUAAUGGUGCAGUUUUUGUGGCUGGAAGAUACAACAAAUAUUCCAGGAAUUUACCUCAGACUCCCUGGAUUAUUGAUGGGGAGAGGAAGCUGGAAUCUUCAGUGGAAGAAUUAAUUUCAGAGCAUCUAAUGGCAGAAUUCAAGGCAGACAGCUUUAAUUUUAGUUCCUCUGGAAGAGAAGAUGUGGAUGUAAGGACACUGGGCAAUGGAAGGCCCUUUGCCAUCGAGCUGGUGAAUCCUCGCAGGAUUCGUUUCACCGUGGAGGAGAUGAGGAGGCUGCAGCAGGCAAUUAAUGACUCUUCAGACAAAAUACAGGUUCGAGAUUUGCAGCUCGUCACCAGAGAGGCAAUUGGUCGUAUGAAGGAAGGUGAGGAGGAGAAGACAAAGACCUACAGUGCCUUGAUAUGGACAGACAAAGCAAUACAGAGAGAAGACAUCGCGUUUCUGGAUGAUAUCAAGGAGCUGAAGCUGGACCAGAAGACGCCUCUGCGGGUGCUGCACCGGCGGCCUCUGGCCGUGCGCUGUCGCCUCAUCCACACCAUGAAAUCCGAGUACAUCGACGAGCAUCACUUCCGCCUGCACCUCAAGACUCAGGCAGGAACCUACAUUAAAGAGUUUGUGCAUGGAGACUUUGGGAGAACAAAGCCCAACAUUGGGUCCCUUCUGAACAGAACUGCUGACAUUCUGGAGCUGGAUGUAGAGUCUGUUGAUGUUGACUGGCCUCCAACCCUGGCUGAUUAACUUCUGGAGCUGGGAUGAGGAAGCAGCAGCUCCUUGGCAGCAGCUGGUGACCAGACACUGUGCAUUGUUACAGCCUGGGUGCCAGGGGUGUCCCUGGAACAUUUGGAUCAUGUUGAUCUGCCAAAGGAUACCCUUGGGCUCUACUUUACACACUCUGGACCAGGUAGUGUUGGUUCAAUGUCUAGCCUUACUUUUAUUUCUUCUGCACGUAAAAAGAUUUUGGGGAACCAGUGUAUAUAACCCUCCAUCAAGCCAGAUUUUAUUUUAAACUCUUUUUAUAUUGGAUACUACAGCUUUCCUCGUGUGGAUGCAGGUAACACUGAGUUAUCUGACACCCACUCCCAACUUUUUCUGAGCAGUUCAUGCAGAAAAUCCCAAAAGCCAGGGAGUGCCUGCAGCAAGUUUCCCUGAGACAGUGACUUAUUUUAGAUCAGUGGCAGUAGAGAUGAGCAAAUUUGUCUCUCAGAGUGCUUUUCAAAGGGGAAAAAUUUUCAGAGGAAAACUGCACUUAAAACCAAGUUUUUCUCAUUUAAAAACAUUGGGGAUGCUUCCUAGAAACAAGAGUUGAGGCCUCACCAGCCCUCUUGAAGACCAGGAAUUCCCCAGUGAGUCACAAUGUACAAAAAGACUGGGAACUCCUGGCAGUGGUGCAUGAUGGGAAUCUAAAGAAAAACAGGAAUACCAAAAGUAUCAAAAUGCAGGCAGAAACAAAAGGUACCACAGGAUGCCGGUAUCGAGAGAGAGAUAAAAAGCUGUGAUUUAGCAAUGUAAUAGGUUUUUUCUUGUACCUCACCUUGGAUGGAUGCCUGGAAGAGUUGAACACAGCCUAGGAACUUGCCUGGAACAGGGAAGAUCUGAGGUUUUCUUUG